CAUUCUAUUUCGAGAUCAGGUCGGGAGCUUAUAUCAGACCGACAUUCUGCCUUGCGCUGGCCACCGCGCGAACCUGCAAUAGUGAAUAGUGACACAUUGUAUUGUCACAUUGUGGGUGUUCACUAAAUAUCCGCGAGAACAUUUCGCUACAUACAAAACACAGGCCGUCCGUCUGUCUAUAAUGUUGGGUCGGUAGUUUCGGGUACUCUCUCCUCCGAACGGCCGCUCUCCUGUUACCUCUUGACUUCGUGAUUCACCAUGUUUUCCAAACAGACACCCUGCUACAGGCUCCUUCUAGCAUUCUUGUUCUUUGGUUUUGUUGCAUCUGGUGAAACUUGGCACUAUGGACAUGAAGAUACUUGGCCGAAGAUGUGUAAGGAAGGCAAAAGACAGUCACCUAUUUCAAUUGACAGAAGGAAGUCCGCUAGGAAGAAUUUUUCACCCUUCAUAUUCAAGAAUUACAAUAAAAUUUAUUCUACAAUGUUGAAAAACAAUGGUCAUUCAGCUGAAGUGAGAUUGAAGACUGAUGAAGUUCUAACUGUUGAGGGUGGUGGAUUACAAGAAGUUUAUAUCCUGGACCACUUACACUUCCAUUGGCAAUCAGAACAUGUUAUAGAUGGCUACAGGUAUCCUCUAGAACUACAUUUGGUGCAUUACGGAAAAUCUUACGGAAAUCUCAGCAAUGCUGUGGGAAAUGAGAAAGGAGUGGCAGUUUUUUCCGUUCUUUUCGACCUUUCACCAGAUGAUGAUGUUGAGUUCACAGGGUUUAUUGCCUUGAUAGAUAAACUGAAAGAAACUCUAGACAAAGGAGAACGUUUGGAGGAUUUCCAUAUACACGAUUAUCUUCCUAGGGACACCGCAGGUUUCUAUAGAUACUUGGGAUCUUUAACGACACCAAAUUGCACUGAAGGGAUCGUAUGGACCAUUUUCACAAAUACCAUCCCCAUCUCUGAAUCACAAGUGAAAAUUUUUCAUUCAUUAAAAACUGAAGAACACAAGGAACUAACGAAAAACUACAGACCUUUACAAAAAUUGAAUGGAAGAAAAGUGUACCUGAAAGUCAGUCCAAUACAUAAAUCAUCAAGAGCUAGUUCUCUCUUGAAUGCAAUAAACCGUGAUAUGUUCUUAUUAAUUUCUAUAUUGACUGUUAGUUUACUAUAUUAAGUGUUUUUUUUUAACUAGUCAUAUCAACGAAAUAAAACGAUGUCAUGCCAUGAUAUACAUACACAGUUAAGUUACCUGAAUGCGUGAUAUACCAAUUUGUAAAUAUUUGUAAUAAUAUAGUUUCAAUAGCUCAUUCUUUGUGUAAAAUAAUAAAUUAUUUUGUAAGAUAA
Molecule: messenger RNA, 1334 nt
Organism: Harmonia axyridis
Lineage: Eukaryota; Metazoa; Arthropoda; Insecta; Coleoptera; Coccinellidae
Product: putative carbonic anhydrase 3
Exons: 8
Coding region: 259-1164 (301 amino acids)
Cellular component (GO): cytoplasm
Molecular function (GO): zinc ion binding; carbonate dehydratase activity
Source: RefSeq, a predicted model, not a curated record